UUGACGAAGCCGCCUAUGAUUUGAGAUCGAAAUUCAAAGUAUAUAAUGUCAAUCAAAAGGAUCUUAUUUGAUGAUKACUGCCGCUGUUUUAAAGAUCGGUUGAGAUGUAAGGUUCUCCGGUACUCAAGUAUCCAGCUCUGAGCUCAAAGCGACCAAYAUCGCGAGAUCAUCCAAAGGCUUGAAAUGGAGUUAGAAUUCAAAAAUCACACCAAAUUUCUGUACCAUAAUAAAUCAAAAACUAGUACUAUUUUGCAGGAUUUUAUUCUUCCAAAGAAGAUACUGUUCACGGUAAUUGCCAUUUUAUCGAUUGUUGGGAACACUUUAUUUUUCAUUGUGUUGGUGAGGAAAAGAUCUAUGUUAAGAAGACCUUACAACAAGCUUAUACUUUCGCUCUCUGUCACCGACCUCCUCACAGGCAUUGUCAUCAUCUUCACUCCCGAUUUCAUCCAGGAUAAAGAAUGGAUUCAAGUUUCUGACAAUAURAUCGGGGAGCUUUAUUGUCGUAUCAUUUAUAACCGACUUUUGAUCUUCCUCCUCGGUAAGGCGUCUAUUCUAACAGCUGCAUUCCUUGCUGUUGAACGAUGGUAUUCUAUCCUCAAGCCAAUCAAAUAUCGUCUCACCUUCAGCCGGCGGCGACUUUGGGCAUCAAUCAUUUGCAUAUGGAUAUCAAGUACACUUCUCCAAAUGCCAAAAGCCUUUCAAAUUUCAUUUGUCAAUCAAACAUGUAUAUAUGACAAUUCUUCGACCAAAUCUCAAGCUGUGGCGAUAUUGUACGUCUCGAUGACAUUUUUUCUUCCCGGUUUUAUAAUCUGGGGUACGUUUGCGCAGAUUAGAAAMAGUUUUCGCAGAUCAACUCGCAUCAAACAUAAUAACCUUGGACGAACAGCUUCUCAGAGAUUACUAGGAGUCUGCGCACUAGCGGCUUGCAUUAUGACACUUUGUUGGGUUCCUGUUCAAAUAACUUACAUUCUUAGUCGCUUUGAUAUCCUGGAGACUAGUGGUAUGAUUCAUCAGGUUAAUCAAAUGCUGUCAAUGUCAAAUAGCUGUAUCAACCCAUGGAUUUUCUGUCUCGCUAAUAAGGAGUACCGGGAUGAAUUUCGUGGUCUUUUGGCGUCGACAUUUUCUCGUAAUCGCCCGGCUUCUAGUCGGAAAGCAUUCGUACAUCCACUGACUGAAUUACAAGGUAUACCUAUGAGUGUACUAUACUUUGAAAAUAGUAAUUGGAUUGAUAAAUCUGAGAAAAACUGCAAUAAUUUAGACAAUUUUGAUGGAUCAAAGCAAUAUGAAUGUCUCGAUACACAUUUAUAAUAUUAAAGGAUUCCUAAGUUUGGUACACGUGA
Messenger RNA from Actinia tenebrosa (Australian red waratah sea anemone), 1340 nucleotides. RefSeq names its product galanin receptor 2a-like. Gene Ontology annotation, molecular function: G protein-coupled receptor activity. Gene Ontology annotation, biological process: G protein-coupled receptor signaling pathway. Gene Ontology annotation, cellular component: membrane. The record is from RefSeq and is a predicted model, not a curated record. NCBI's taxonomy places the organism in Eukaryota, Metazoa, Cnidaria, Anthozoa, Actiniaria, Actiniidae.